Acanthamoeba castellanii str. Neff is the source of this 996-nucleotide messenger RNA. Its product is annotated as tetratricopeptide repeat domain containing protein. Bases 1 to 996 code for a protein of 331 amino acids. Gene Ontology annotation, biological process: intracellular protein transport; SNARE complex disassembly. Lineage: Eukaryota; Discosea; Longamoebia; Acanthamoebidae. The transcript has 7 exons. The record is from RefSeq and is a predicted model, not a curated record. Gene Ontology annotation, cellular component: vacuolar membrane; SNARE complex. Gene Ontology annotation, molecular function: syntaxin binding; soluble NSF attachment protein activity.
AUGGAAGGAAAUGGAAGCAAUGAUCCGAGAAUUCAGGCCCUUCUGCGCGAGGGCGAGCAGAAGAUGAAGCCAGGCCUCAUGACCAAGCUCAUCUGGGGUACCUCCUACGAUGACGCGGCUGAUUGCUUCUCCAAGGCUGGCAAUCUCCUGAAGAAUGCCAAAAACUGGGACGAGGCCGCACGAGCCUACGUGAAGGCAGCGGACGCGCAGAUCACCGGCAAGUCACACACGGAAGCCGUUUCCUCGCUGGGCAACGCCGCCACCUGCUUCAGGAAGGUCGCUCCUCAAGGUGUUCCUCUCAUUAAUGCUGAGGCAACGCCACGGCCGGCGACAACAGAGGCCGUGGGGUGUCUGGAGCGUGCCAUCGGGAUGCUGACCGACGAGGGUCGCUUCAGCAUGGCCGCCAAGUACCACAAGGACAUCGCCGAGAUCUGCGAGAACGACCUCUCCGACAACAAGCAGGCCGCCGCUCACUACGAACGCGCGGCCGAGCUCUACGAAGGCGAACCCAAUUCUUCAUCGAGCGUCAAGCCAUGCCUCGUCAAGGUGGCACACUUCGCGGCGGAGGACGGCAACUACGCCCGCGGCAAGGAGCUGUUUGAGAAGCUCGCCGCGAUUUGUCUCGAGAGCAGGCUCGGUUCCUAUGGUGCCAAGGAGUACCUCUUGAAGGCCGGCCUGUGCACUCUUGCCGAGGGGGAUGUGAUUGCGGCCAAGAAGGCUCUGGAGAAGUACAUGGACAUGCACCCCGCCUUCGAGCGCGAGCGAGAGUUCACCCUCUUCUCCGAUGUGACGACAGCGGUUGAUAACUAUGACCUCGAGCUGCUCAUGAAGACGGUCACCGACUAUGACUCGCUUACCAAGAUCGAGCCUUUCGUCACGACGCUGUUGCUCAAGAUCAAGAAGAUGAUCGUGCCCGAGGGCGACCAAGACAUCACCGCCGGCGAGGGCGCCGAGAACGAGGAGGAAGGCGAAGAGGGCGAGAGCAUGCUGAUCUAG